This is a messenger RNA of Gordionus sp. m RMFG-2023, 3057 nucleotides long. RefSeq lists its product as uncharacterized. The transcript is spliced from 8 exons. The record is from RefSeq and is a predicted model, not a curated record. Bases 350 to 2713 code for a protein of 787 amino acids. Gene Ontology annotation, cellular component: cytoplasm. Gene Ontology annotation, molecular function: glycosyltransferase activity. NCBI's taxonomy places the organism in Eukaryota, Metazoa, Nematomorpha, Gordioida, Chordodea, Parachordodidae.
UAUUAUAAGAUAUUUAAAUAAUUUUUUUUUAUAACAAACAAAAAAUAUUUCUUCCCCCAUUCUGCAAAAACGUGCCAACAACUGUUUUAAAAUUAAAACGUAUAUUAAAAUUUUAAUAUAUCAAUUCCGUUUGUUUUAUUUUUAUUAAUUUUGUGAAAAAAUUAUCAAUCUAUAAAAGUAUUUUUAUAAUUUAUUACAUAGAAAAAAUGGAUAUAAAUCCUUAUGUAGAAAAGCAGUAUUAAAACAUCAGAUUUUUUUUAUACCACGACAAGAUUUGAAAUAAAUUCCGAAGAUUUAAUCGAGUAUUAUAUUCUUGCGAAGGUGAAGUAAGAAAAAUUCACAUAUUAUAAUGGGCAAAGUGAGAGAUCAAGCAUAUGUAACGUUAGCGACGAACGACGCUUAUGCAUUAGGUGCUAUGGUUUUAGGGUGUUCUCUUAGGAACGUUAAUACUAAUAGGGAAUUGGCAGUCAUAAUUACACCCAUGGUAACUCAAUCUAUGAGAAACCAUUUAAAUUCUUUGUUUGACUAUGUGACGUGCGUAGACGUGCUAGAAAGCAGAGACGAGGCGAAUUUAGCGCUGAUAAGGCGUCCCGAACUGGGUGUCACAUUUACCAAAAUUAAUUGUUGGAAACUAACGCAAUAUAAAAAAUGCGUUUUUCUCGAUUCCGAUUGCCUGGUCAUACAAAAUUGCGACGAAUUAUUCGAGAAGGAAGAAUUAUCAGCCGCCCCGGAUAUAGGUUGGCCUGAUUGUUUCAAUUCCGGUGUUUUUGUCUACACCCCUUCGGAAAACACCUAUAAAGCUCUUUUAGACACUGCCAUUACCCAAGGAAGCUUUGAUGGAGGCGAUCAAGGUUUAUUAAAUGCGUUUUUCUCAUCUUGGGCUACCAAAGACAUAUCAAAACAUCUAUCCUUUAUUUACAAUAUGGCAUCUAGUGCAACAUAUUCCUAUUUAUCGGCCUAUAAAAGGUUUAUGAAAGAUGUUAAAAUUAUUCAUUUUCUGGGUUCCAUCAAACCAUGGAAUUGUUCAUACGAUUAUUCUACAGGACAAGUUAGCACUUCUGGGCGACUUUACCGAGCUGAACAUUUACAAAUUUGGUGGGAUAUUUACAUGAAAAAUAUUCAUUCCAUGCUUGACCCUAAAUACAAAAGCAUCUUAGGUUCAAAGCCAGCCUCACAUACCUACGAGGAAGGUUCUCAUUCAACCAAAAAUUUGACGGAUAAGGAGCGGAAAGAUGCCUGGGAGGGUGGGAAAAUUGAUUACUUGGGAGCCGAUGCCUUUGAAAAUAUUCAAAAGCACAUUGAAUCCCAGGUGCAGAAUAUUAAUAUGAACGCCUAUAAGGCGUCGGGGAAGAAUGAUAAAAAUAAUAGCCAUGUAAUAUUGACGGGAUAUAAUGACAAUAAUACAAUAAAAAAUUAUCAAGUGAAAGGGGAGGGGUUGGUAAGGAAGGGGAAAGAAAAUUUAGGAAGGGGUAGGUUAAAUGGUGUGGCACACCCUGUUAAUAACUUUCCACCAUCUCAUUCAUUCUAUUCAACGGAUUCACUUUCUGAUACUACACAACCGACUAUGAAAAAUUUGAAGAAUUCUUCGGACUUGGAAAACAAAUAUAAUAACUAUGACGUUUAUAUUAAUAACACUUCACCAACCUUAACACAAAAACAUCUUUUACCCGUAAAUAAAUUAUUUAUCACACACAAUGAUUCUGAUGAAAAAGCGAUCAAUAAUAAUAAUGAAGGGAUUCAUGAUAAUGUGAAUUUUAAAAAUAUCAGCAGCUUAAUUUUUUUUAAAAUUACGCCCAUAUUCAAAAAUGUAGGAUUAAAAAAAAUACCUAUUCUUGAUGCUCGUAACAAUCAAAUGAACAUCUUAUCAUCGAAUGAAAUCAACGAUAAAAAUGAUCAUUAUAUAAAAUUCUAUGAUGCUUAUUACCCAAAUAAUAAUGGUGCUAAACCGGAUGAUCCAAAGAUGAAUAAAUAUACCUCGACAACUAAAAUUAUUUCAGAAUCAGGAAACGACAUCUUGGAUAAUAUCCAAAUUAUUCAACCUGAUUGCACAAAACAUAUUAAACCGACAGAUUGCAAUGUUAGCAGCAUACACCCAAAAUUCAGCAAUAUUAAAGUUACAUCUUUUGGAUAUGAUGAUCAUCCUGAGAGUGUCACUACAUACCAGGUACCAUUAAGACCGAAUGCUAUUUUAAAUCAUGAAUACAAUAUCAAGGAUGAUAGAACUCUGUUAACAGACGAGAAGGAAGGUAAAUCAUAUAAAGAAUAUACAAGCCCCCAUUACAACUACGAAUCGCUCAUAGAAAGACAAAAAUUAUAUGAGACGGAUGUGAGACGUGAACGAGAAACUCAUAAAACAAUGUCUCAGAUUGAAUUAGAAAAGCGUAGCGAGCGAGAUAAACUAACCGUUGUUACAUUAUCUGUGACUAUACGGGAUAAACAAGGUCAGCCUGUUACUACUAAAACUAUUAGUUUGGAUCCUAUUCCAUGUCAACCACCACCCUCAAUCGCUUCUUUUAUAACGAAUCCUCACAUUAUUUCGGACAAAAGUUAUGUGCGUACUAGAUAUACUACCCUACAACCAAAUGUCAAUAUAAGUGGAAGGUCAGAAUAUCGAAGUAUUGUGGAACUACCCCAAUCAUCACGUCAGAUUAAGCUUCAGACGGAAACUUUCCCCCUUUCUCUUCCCAAGAUUCCUGACGAUCAUCACCAAUGACGAUUUAUUAUGAAAAAUCAUGCAAAAUGAGAUAUAUGUAUUUUACAAAACAAGUCAUAUUCCAAAUUGAUUUUUUUAAGAAAUUUUAUUUCUAAUGUUACCCUCCUCUAUUUUUAUAUAAUGUUGUGAUAGAACCAGAACCAUAUAGGAAUUUCAUAAAUUAAAAUACCAUUUUAUUAUUUUUCGAUUUUAUAUAAUUUAUACACAUUGAUAAAAAUUAAAUAGGAUUUAAUAGAAUAUUUCAAUUAAUUUAAUAUAUUUAAAUGAUUAUUAUACUUGUUUAUACAUUUUAUUAUAUUAAAUAGUCGUGAGAUUGUUAAAUAAAGAGAUAUGCGAUGUUUCAA